Molecule: messenger RNA, 2917 nt
Organism: Monodelphis domestica (gray short-tailed opossum)
Lineage: Eukaryota; Metazoa; Chordata; Mammalia; Didelphimorphia; Didelphidae
Gene: SCLY
Product: selenocysteine lyase
Source: RefSeq, a predicted model, not a curated record
GUUCCAAAGAGGAGAAUGGAGGGAGGAGAACCGAACGGUGAUUGGCUGGAGCAGUGGCCCUCCGCCAAUCAGCGCACCCUCUUCUGCAACUGUCAGUCCAGGCUCUGGAUAGAGCGGGUGGGAGCGCGUGGAGGGGCUUCUUCCCCAGGGGCGCGUGUUCCUACCAGGCAUGGAGGAGGCAGCGGCGGCCACGGCUGUAAGAAAGAGCGCGGGGAGCCCUCCUGUCCCCGGGGAGAGCGGUGGCGACAAGACCCGGCCCCAAGAAAGGUUUACAUGGAUUAUAACGCCACGACGCCUCUGGAGCCAGACGUCAUCCAGGCCAUAACAGAGGCCUUGCGGGAAGCCUGGGGGAAUCCCAGUAGCCCUUACCUGCCAGGUAGAAAGGCCAAAGAGAUCAUCAACGCGGCCCGAGAGAACUUGGCCAAGAUGGUAGGCGGAAAGCCCCAGGAUCUGAUCUUCACUUCGGGGGGCACAGAGGCGAACAACCUGGUGAUCCACUCCUCGGUGAAGCUGUUCCAGGAGAGCCAGCAGGGCCGCCAGGACGGGCCGGCCGAGCAGCCACCGGGCCUGGGCCACGGGGCCAAGCCCCACAUCGUCACGUGCUCGGUGGAGCACGACUCCAUUCGCCUGCCCCUGGAGCACCUGGCGAGGGAGCACGUGGCAGAAGUCACCUUUGUGCCUGUCUCGAAGCUGAACGGUCAAGCGGAAGCGGAUGACGUCCUGGCCGCCAUCCGGCCCUCCACCUGCCUCGUGACCAUCAUGCUGGCCAAUAACGAGACGGGCGUCAUCAUGCCUGUCUCGGACAUCUGCCGGCGAAUCAAAACCCUGAACCAGAGUCGGGCGGCCUCGGGGCUGCCGGUCAUCCGUGUGCACACCGACGCGGCCCAGGCUUUGGGCAAGAGGCGGGUGGACGUGCAGGAGCUGGGGGUGGAUUACCUCACCAUCGUGGGCCACAAGUUCUACGGUCCCCGGAUUGGAGCGCUUUAUGUGCGAGGCCUGGGAGUCGUCACCCCUCUGCGCCCCAUGCUGUUUGGAGGCGGGCAGGAGUGGAGCUUCAGACCAGGGACGGAGAAUACUGCCAUGAUUGCGGGCCUUGGAAAGGCAGCCGAGCUGGUGAAUCAGAACUGGGCCGUGUAUGAGGCCCACAUGAAGAAGAUGAGAGACUACCUGGAGGAGAGGCUCGAGGCCGUGUUUGAGAAGAGAAUCCACCUGAACAGUCACUUCGCGGGCUCCGACCGGCUCUCCAACACGUGUAACUUCUCCAUCGCCGGUCCACACCUGCAAGGCCGGCUGGUGCUGGCUCGCUGUGGGACGCUCCUGGCCAGCGUGGGCGCUGCUUGUCACUCAGACCAGGGCGACCUGCCGUCGCCCAUCCUGCUGAGCUGCGGCAUCCCCCUGGAUGUGGCCCGCAAUGCCAUCCGGCUGAGCGUGGGCCGGACCACCACCCGGGAAGACGUGGAGCUGGCGGUGGAGGACUUGAGGCAGGCGGUCACCCAGCUGGAGAAGGGCUCGGCCUCCUAGAGCUCCGAGCUGCCUCCCCUCCUCCCCCCCCCCCCCUUUCAUAGGAGGAGGAAGGGCCGCGCCUGCCCUACUCAGCAAGGAAGCCUCCGAAAUAUUCCAUUUAACCCCAAGGAAGACUAGGAUCGCUGCGGCCGGCUGUGAAGCUGCGGGGUCUGUGGCUGCCUGGGGGGAGGAGGGGGCGGGAUGGAUGCGCCUGAAGAGGGCGUUCCCCCUUCAGAGAGCCGAGCCACCCCCCCUCCCCCCAGCGAGGCCGCAGCCAGAGAAGCUUUUGUAGCCUCCUGUUGGGCGAUGGAUUCGAGGAUGCCCGGGGAGGAGAUUUGCCCCGGUCAGCUCUGGUUCGCCCAAAGGGAGCCGCCUUAGUUCUGUGCCUUCGGGGCCAGGAAGGCCAUUUUUCAUAGGAAGCCUUCGGGCUCAGGAAUCAGAGUUGAAGCCUUUGGCCUCAACGAGGAAAAGCAGCGUCUGCAGAAGCGCCAAAGAACGCCCUUCCCCCUUCCAUUUGUUCUCUUCCGGGGAUCCUUGUGGACCCCACCCGGGUGUGAGCAAAGCUUGGUGCUGGGGACCCAGAGGAAGGGCCGCUGGGCUCUGGAGGCAUCUUCAUCCGCCUCCUCCAGGCUCCAUGGCCUGGUGCCUGCCCAGCACCAACCGUCUGCCAGACCUGCCCCAAGUCCCGUCCCCAUUUGUUACCGCUGGAGGGGCUCUUCGGCGGCCUCCAUCCCAUCCGAUAUAGGAAAACCCUGCCCUGGAUCCUCCUGCCCGCAUCACGCAGCUCCUCACAACCGGUGGGGGUGGGGGUGGGGGCCUCCCUGACCCCAGUAUCCGUAGGAGGAUGUGGAGGGAGGGGCCCCAGGCGAUGAGCCCAAGGAUUCCCGGGAAGGGGAGCUUUGGGCCCCGCUGGGCUCUGAGCCAGUGUCCCCAGUCUCUAGGCAGUUCUUGAUCCAAGUGAACUCUAGGAAGGUUCUUCUUGAGCCCAGAAAAAGAAAACCAGCCAUUUGGCGGGCACUCCGGGAGUGCCAGCUUCCCCUCAUUUGCCACUUGUCCUGGGUAAGCCCUGUUACUGCCACAUGGCUCACGGAAUCACUCCCCAGCACACUAAUGGCAGCCAAGGGCCAUGAAGAUUGCCCGAGGAAGUUGCCAGACUCUCCUCGCUGUUUCCAGGGGCCUCAUGGCCGGGCCUGGCAUCCUUGCCCAUGCUUGAAUGCCUUUGGCCUGGUCUCUUCCAUAGGAUCUUCCUUCAGAUGGCACACCGUAGGAAGGGCCGAUCUAAAGGUCUGGGGAUGCCCGUUUGACUUGUUCUGGGUGAGGAACCGUCUCUAACAGAUCUUGUGCCAUCUUGGCCCAGUACUGCUGGAAAUGUUGCUUGGCGAUGUCUCUAUUAAUAAACUUAUUUUUAUGCUGA